CCCUCUAAUCUGCUAUUCAGCCCGUUAUACGGCAGAUCGAACGUUUAUUUCUCCUACCCGUAUUCAUACAAGCCCCGCCUCCUAUUUGAUGAUUGGCUAGAAUUAACACACUGUCCAAUAGACGAUCUGUUUGGGAGGAUGAACUCGGAGUCAAACCUACACCCGAAGCGGGAUUUGUUGGAAUUGUCAGGAUAUAGUCGGAAUACGGGUAGGACAAAAACAACGUUGAGGUUUCCACGACUCUUUAAAUGUACAACGCCAGAGUUCAGACGCAGCCUGUGUACAGUUUAGUAGCUAUCAGCAUUCAGGUAUCCGGGUGGCUCCUUCCUCAGACUGCCAUGCGAGGCCAGGGUGUGUUCAGUAGUGUGUACAGGCGUUGGAAAGCCUCCACAUGUCUCCUCAUCUCUCUACUAGCCUCACUACUGCUGCUGGCCUUUAAUAUGCGCCUACCACUUGAUCACAAAGUGAUGAGACGAUCAGUUCUUAGCAAUAACAACAGGACAGUCGACACCCAGGGUCUAUUGCGGCUGGUAAAUGGCAGGAGCCGGUGUGAGGGUCGUGUCGAGGUGCAGUACAAUGGUACAUGGGGCACGGUGUGUGAUGAUGACUGGGACAUGGUGGAUGCCAACGUGGUGUGCCGACAGCUGGAGUGCGGUCUGGCUGUGGCAGUGGGCACAAGCUCUCGCUUUGGACAGGGCUCCGGGCCCAUCCUGCUUGAUAACGUUGACUGCAAAGGGGGAGAGAUGGACCUGAGCCUGUGUGGCAAUCAAGGCUGGGGCAUCCAUAACUGCUACCAUUAUGAGGAUGUGGCUGUCACCUGCAAAGGUAACACUGUGUUAGGGCCUCAAGAACUGUCUGAGGAGCCCAGCACUCCAGCUCGCAGGAACUCGGGUUUAUGGGACGGUUCAAUCCGGCUGGUGGGCGGCUUGGACCACUGCCAGGGCCGGGUGGAAAUCUACUACCGGGGCAGCUGGGGAACAGUAUGUGACGAUGACUGGGGCAUGCGAGACGCGGCUGUGGUAUGCCAGCAGGUUGGAUGUGGCCCUGUCGUCACCUACACCACCAACGCUUACUUUGGCUAUGGUAAAGGUCUUAUCCUGUUGGACAAUGUACACUGCAGUGGCUCAGAGAGCCAACUGGCCGCAUGCUACAGCCUUGGAUGGGGGAUUCAUAACUGCGGCCAUCACGAGGACGCUGGAGUCAUCUGCACAAGACUGACCACCACCACUGCUCCUCCUGUGAACACAGGGACCAUAGACAAUGCAUUCUUCCAUACUGAAAUCCCAGCAGAGACAGGAAUGACUGUUCCAGUUACAGAGACAACACCAGCUAAUCCAACCACAUCCUUUACCACAAGAGAGCAGCACACCGUCCGUGUGGUGAAUGGGAACAGCAGCUGUCAGGGGCGCGUGGAAGUCUUCUACGAAAAUAUCUGGGGCACAGUGUGUGAUGAUGAGUGGGACAUGGACAAUGCUCAGGUGGUGUGCAGGCAGCUGGGGUGUGGACCUGCCAUGGCAGCCAUUCCACUGGCUUACUUUGGCUACGGCUCUGGUCCAAUCCUACUCGACAACGUGGACUGUGACGGCAAUGAGAGGCUUCUGGUUGACUGCUUCAACUUGGGCUGGGGACAGCACAACUGUGGACAUCAUGAAGACGCUGGAGUCAUCUGCUCAACUUCCCCGGUCUGGGCGGGAACAUCGAGAAGCUUUGGGGUGACUGAUAGGAUCAUCACCACUCCCCCACCAGUAGAGGGUGCGAUGAGGCUAUCAGGUGGUCUAAACCGCUGUGAGGGCCGAGUAGAGCUCUAUCAAAGCGGUGCAUGGGGCACUGUGUGUGACGAUGCCUGGGACCUCCCUGAUGCGCAAGUAGUGUGCAGGCUGCUGGGCUGCGGUGAUGCGAUAGCCGCACAGGUGGAGUCCUUCUUUGGACCAGGUGUUGGCACUAUUCUCCUGGACAAUGUGAAGUGCACAGGCACAGAGCUGUCACUCCAGCAGUGCUCCCACAUACCAUGGGACGUGCACAACUGUGACCACUCAGAAGAUGCUGGUGUGAGGUGCUCACUCACAUGACUCUGCCCAUCCACAGAAGCCACUCCCCUUCCCCCCGUGGUCUAUAGAGCGGCAGGGAAUGGAGUAUGUAGACAACAGGACAUGUACAUUUUGUAAAUAUCCACUCCAUUGAUACGCUGAAGAUAUAAAAAGCUACUGGAUGAUCUGAAACCAAACGAAAUGACAAAUUAUGCUUACAUACAGAAAUUGGUCGAUUUUAUUUUAUUUAUGCACUUUAUGAAUGUAUGAAUACCAAAUACAUAUAAACUGUAUGUAUAAAUAUGACACACCUAAUUUUUCCACAUUUGUUAUGUAAAAGUAAUUGAUACACAGUGGAAAUACAAACUGUUAUCCCCUAUUUUUUUUUCCUACGUACAAUAUUAAGAUAUUUAGUAUGCAAGUAUGUUAUGCUAGGCAUGCUUGCCAUUGCAUUGUGGAGCUGCUGGGACAUUCAUUAUUCACAUCACUAUAAAAGUUUUGGCUAAAGCCUAAAAUACUCAAAAUAACAAUAAAUUGGUAAUUAGAAAGGGUUUUUUUUUUUUUAAUAUUCUAUUAAAUAAAAAGCUAUAAAUAUUACACCAAGGUCAUCUAGAAAAAGAUAACCUGAAAACAUAUGUCUAUAGAUAUCUAGAAUAUAAAAAAAAAAGAUAUUCUCAGGUUUAAAGAUCUCUAAUUACAUUAGGUAAACACGAUCUCCCAAAGUGAGAGCUUCGGUUUUCACAGGAACAUUCUUUAUCAUUACCUAACGCCACUCAAAACUGCGAGAGUAGUUUAUAUUGACUGAUCAGGAUUUUGUGUGGGACAGGACGUACAUUUUGUGCAAAUGUCUAAAAUAAACAUUGCAAUGUGCUAAUGUCUUAAGACUUGUUCUGGAAGCAUAAAUUAUUCUGUAAAGCGUGUGUGGGCGUUUUUCUUUGUUUUUAGAAGUGAUCACAUUCAUUGCCGGAUGUAAUGAUUCUAAUUUAACAUUUGACCCCUGUGUCUGGACCGUUUUCAAACAACAUGGGAAAUAUGAUGUGUGCAACUGGACAUUUUGUUGUUGCACAGUUUUUUACAAAAUGUGGGGGAAUAAAGAAUCUCUUGACAUCUCUAAAAUAGUUUUUUGAUAAAACAUACAAUAAGACUUUAGAUGUUUAUUCUACAAACUUGGUGCUUAAAAAUAUUAAACAUUUCAUCACU
Messenger RNA from Ictalurus punctatus (channel catfish), 3227 nucleotides. It is a transcript of the gene ssc4d, whose product is annotated as scavenger receptor cysteine-rich domain-containing group B protein. The transcript is spliced from 12 exons. The record is from RefSeq and is a predicted model, not a curated record. Lineage: Eukaryota; Metazoa; Chordata; Actinopteri; Siluriformes; Ictaluridae. Gene Ontology annotation, cellular component: membrane. The coding region runs from base 249 to 2069 and encodes 606 amino acids.